Messenger RNA from Stegostoma tigrinum, 7006 nucleotides. RefSeq names its product ADP-ribosylation factor-like protein 5B. The transcript has 6 exons. Gene Ontology annotation, biological process: intracellular protein transport; protein localization to Golgi membrane; vesicle-mediated transport. Gene Ontology annotation, molecular function: GTP binding; GTPase activity. NCBI's taxonomy places the organism in Eukaryota, Metazoa, Chordata, Chondrichthyes, Orectolobiformes, Stegostomatidae. Gene Ontology annotation, cellular component: trans-Golgi network; cytoplasm. Bases 517 to 1056 code for a protein of 179 amino acids. The record is from RefSeq and is a predicted model, not a curated record.
GGGUGAUAAGGGUAGCAUUUUAGUCAGUGUUAGUGACCUGCAACUACCGCAAGGGCCCAGCUCAGCUCUGAGGGAAUUUUACAGGCGGGUCACUUUGGUUCAGGACAAGCGUCACCACUUUUAAGAAAAAGAAUUCCUUCUCGGAAGCCAGUAGACCCGGCUGUUGUUUUCUUCAAGCCCCGGGAGUUUGCUUCCUCCCCUUCCUGCUUUCCCCCUACCCCCCUGUGUGGGUAAGGCGCCCGCCGCUGCUCGCCUCUAGCCCUGCAUCGGAUGGAAACAGGCUCCGGGCUGAGUCGGUCUCCGCUCUGUCUUACGCUAGGCCUCGGACGCCGGCGUUGAAGGGAGGAAAAAUCGACGGGGACUUGCGGUCAACCAUCGAAAAUUAAUCUUCGGCCUCCGCUGCCUUUUCGUGCGUGGGUUUCGUUUCCAGCGAAUCCCUGACUUUUCACCUAUUUUAUUCUCUCUCUCCUUUCUCCCCCCACCCCCACCCCCUUUAACAAUCGCACCAAGAGGAGGAUGGGGAUGUUCUUGGCCAAACUGAUGAGGUUCUUCUGUAACCAGGAGCACAAAGUUAUCAUUGUUGGGCUGGACAAUGCUGGGAAAACAACCAUCCUUUAUCAAUUCCUAAUGAAUGAGGUGGUCCACACAUCACCCACAAUUGGCAGCAAUGUGGAAGAAAUAGUCGUGAAAAACACUCAUUUCCUAAUGUGGGACAUCGGUGGCCAAGACAUGCUUCGUUCAACAUGGAGCACUUAUUAUACAAACACUGAGUUCGUCAUUCUAGUUGUGGACAGCACAGACAGAGAACGGUUGACAAUUACAAAAGAGGAGCUGUACAAAAUGCUGGCACACGAGGACCUGCGGAAGGCAGCUGUGCUGGUAUUUGCCAAUAAACAAGACAUGAAGAACUCUAUGUCAGCAGCUGAAAUUUCCAAAUUUCUAACACUAACUUCGAUCAAAGAUCAUCCAUGGCAUAUCCAAGCCUGCUGUGCGCUCACUGGCGAGGGACUAGGUCAAGGGCUGGAAUGGAUGACACUGAAAACAGCCGCAAAAUAGAUCUUGGUGCUCCAGAGCAAGAAACAAAAACUUUCUAAGGAAAUGACUCAUCAAUGAGCAGCUGCAGGAACAGACAUGGAAUCGUGCCAUUUUUCAGAGAAUUCUUGAAAUGUGUGGAGAAGACUCCUGGUUGAUUCACUUGAAUUGCGACGUGCCCUUCAGUUUGAAUCUGCAGGCACUGAAAUGAGGGACGGGCAUCUGGCUGAAGCCUGAGACAGACAAACCUGCUGGGAUGAAAUAAUAGAAACAUUUUGUUCCGCAGGGUUUUCAACCUUUGCUGUUCAAGUGCAGAAUGAGUGCACUUCCUGGGUUUUUUCAGAAAACUGAACACUAACUGAAACCAUGCAAUUCUCCAUAGUGCAUCAUCAAACUGAAAAGUUAAACAGAUAAAAGAACUUCUGCGAUCAGCAACACUCCAAAGGUUCUGUGGUAACUUGUAUCUGUGGUUAGUACACAUGCUGAGCUGGCUUGGUAAUUGUGUCUCCAGUAUUAAGUGGGAAACCAGAAUUGUUUGUGGCCUGAACCUCAGGAUGUGCAUCUUACUGGUCAGGUCUGGCAAGAGUAUUUAAUUUUUAUUGAACCUUAAACAGUUUGGUCAACCUGUUAGAGUUUUAUUCUAUCGAGUGAAGCACCAUUAGAUCACAGAUCAGUAUUAGUCUGUUCUAGGGCUUGAAUCAGAUUUGAAGUUUCAAUAAAAGAAAUGCUUUUAUACACUUAGUACAUUCAAGGCAGGGCAGGUGCUGUAAAGCCAGCAGAGAUGCAAGAGUGAGUUGUUGUAGUCAUCAGCUUGGACUUCAAAAUCUUGGGGGUGGGGCACUUUAACCUGAGUACCUCACUUGACUACUGUGGACAGUCAAAAUUCAGCUUUUCUUUUUUCAUUACAGAACUACUUGCUGAAUUUUAGGUAAACAAAAGGAGGCUGAAAGAAUGCAGCAAGCCAGGAGGAAAGGAGUAGUCAAUGUUUCAGGCAUUACCCUUCAGGAUUGAGUCCUGAUGCUACCUGGCAUGCUGUUCUUACAGCCUCCUGUUUGUUUACUUUGGAUUCCAGCACCUGCAAUUUUUGUCGUCUCUUGUUUAAUUAAUCUCCUGCUCAUUGGAAAAAUGAACUUACUAUUUCUCAUUAAGAAGUUUAAGAACUGCUGAUACUGGAGUUGGGUAAGUGUGGAACUGGAGGAACACAAGCCAGGCAGCAUCAGGAGCAGGAAAGUUGACAUUUUGGGUCAGGACGUUUCUUCAGAAGUGGCCUUUUCUGAAGAAAGGUCCUAACCUGAAAAGUCAGCUUUCCAGCUCUGCUGCUUGGCCUGCUGUAUUCCUCCAGCUUCAUGCUAUCAUUACAAUUCUUAAUAUGGUCUGUCAAGGACUGGUCUUUGCAUUGGUAUUUUAGGCAGAAGGCUGACAGAUUGGGUUCGGUGGGAUUUCCCAUUGUUGUCACAAGGAAAUGACUUGGGAUUUGGUACUUAAUGUAGGCAAUGGUUUUUCAGGCCCAGCUACUGUAAUGGAUGUGUUUAGUGAAGUGGGAAACCAGCUCCAACUGAGGCACACAGUUCUGGAAAAUGAAUGUUUUCCCUCAAUACUCCUUACCCAUACCAAUGUGAAAGGUAAAAAUGAAGAAACAUCGUUCCAAAUGAGCAGUUCUCUCAGUAUCAGAGCUUGACAUCUCAUUAACUAUUGGCCUCUGGCAAAAGUGCUAAUCCUGUCUUUUGUCUUUUCUGAUGCUGACAGGCUUGAUGUGUAUUUCCAGCAAUAAUUUUGGGAAAGUCAGUUUCAGUUUCUUUUUAAUCGGUGCAUUGAGGGGACAGUGAGAAAUGUCACUACAUGACAGAUUGAGAUUUAAAGUUAAUUGGGCUAAUAAUAGCCUGAACUUUUCAGUUGAUCUUGUUAGCUGUUUCACUAGCCCUAGGAUUUGGUUUAAGUGACCAAUUAUAGUUUCACCCAGCUGAAUCAAAUUGACCAUCUUGUAUUGGCAAAGGCUUGAAGGAAAGUGAGAUGUUGAACCAAUGUUAGUAAGACAAACUUUAGAAAUAGUCUGUCCUAUGAGGAAGAAUGGUAAAGCUUUAAGACUGCCUUGCAUUUGCAAUGGGAGGUUGAAAUGGAGUUUUCAUUGCCCUGGCUAACUGACCUUUCCAUUUCUUCUUUCCUGUGGUGAAUAUGUGCAUUCUUGCUUUGUAUUCACUUAAUGUUCCAGCAGACAGUAACAAAAUUCGUCUGUGUGCUCUCUAGCUACUGCUGGAGGUCCUCAUUCAAGCAUUCCACUUUGCUAUAGUAGCAUCUAUUUUAAACAAUUUCCUUUUUCUGUUGCAUAAAGGACCUUAGCUCCUAUGCAUCUGUCUGUGAAUUCCUCCCUUGAGUUCAUCCUAUUCAUAGACUUGAUUAACAACCAUAAAGUGACAAUGCUAUAUAUUUGGGAGCUGAAGAGGUAGAAAAUGCUGUCUUGAAACUAUCAAUUUGACCUGUCAGUUUGACAGUUUAAUUCUCAUUCUGGUUUAAAAUUUUUUGGAGUUGAAACAAUUUGCACUUGGUAAUGCUGCCUGCUUGUAAUUAAUUCAAAGUAUUGCAACAUAGCUUUAGCUGUAACAGUAACAUGCAGAUUAUAAAAAUUGAUGCAUUUUGUGGCUUGCACAAGCUAAAGUUGCAAAUGAAGGUAAAUCUCCCACCACAAGUUUUUAAUGAGGUUCACCAAAUGAAUUGUUUUGGUCCUACACAGCUGGUCACAUCCAACAUCUUGUGCAGAAUUUUACACCUGAGACCUUCAGGCACAGUAGAAUGUUACUUCAUUGUUCUACACUUAAUCCUGUUUCCUUCUUGGCUGUAGUUAAAUCUGUGUACAGUGUACCGUCUAAAUUGUAAAUGUUGAAAGGUUCAUGUCUGUUUCGUUGUGACAUGUUACUGCCACACCUAAUCUAAUUGAGAUCUACAAAGCCACCCUGUGCACUCUUGAUGUAGCAUGUUGGAUUUGUGCCAGAAUAAUUACCUGUUGAAUUAUGAUUUUCUACCUCAAGUCUUGAUUCAUGUUGGAAUAGAUGGAGCUUUGUUUUUACUUGAAAUUUUUUUGUUGUCUUGCCAAAUGUUUGACAAAGUAAUGACAGACAAAACUCAAGAUUUGGUAUGGUCCUGCAGCUAUCCAGUGGGUAAUGGCACCACCUAGUGUGGUCAGAACAAGCCUCUCCCAAGGUCAGACAGUGCUUAAGCAAUGCCAGAAUUUCUAUUUGUGUGCCUCAGGUGUCAUGAAACAACUGGUUAAGAUCCAUGGUGACAAGAAUGGGAGUUAAUCCUGAUAUUAAGGAAAUGAGGGAUGUCUCAUUUUUAAAAAAAAAUUAAACUGCUGCAGGCUGUAAACAGUUUCAAAUUCCUGAAUACCAGAGCAGUGCUCUCCUUUCAGGAAAUCGUGUUAAUUCCUGCGCAAAAUAAUUAGUAGCUUAGAUCUUGUUGCAAGCUCCCAAUUGUUGUAUUCUUUUAACUUAACACACCUCACACCAGUUUAUUGGUUUUAGCUCCUUGCCUCAACUGUCAACAUUCCAAGUUUCAUGUAGCUUGUUAACCUUUCCUUUGGUAAAUAUAGUUUGUAGAAUUUUGCUUAUUUAGCUUUAUUGGUGACAGGAUGUUGGGCAAGGGGAGUAAAACAGUUAAAAUGAGAUCUUUCUAUUUCAUGAAGCCUUUUUCUCCCUCUCUCCUCCCUCUUGCCUGCUUCUCCCUCUCUUUUUCAGGAUGAAACUGAAGACUUGCCAGAUUUUAUUUUUAAAAUUUUUGGCUUUCCUCUGCUCAAAUGUGCAGGAAUGAUUUCUCUAUCUGGACUUCAUGAAGUCACAGGCAUUUUUCCUUCUGACACUCGAGCAUCCUUUUCAAACAAUUUCUGACAGUAUAUUUUUAUUGUGUAUUGGUUACCUGAGCAUUACAUGCUGAUGCAUCUCUUGCCACUGUUCUCCAUGGUACAAGGAGUUAAAGCACCCUUCUACAAAUUUAGUUGAGUUGAGAGAUAAGGAAGGGUGCCCUGACUCUACUAGUAGUCACAUUGCUUUAGCUGGGCAUGUUGCUUUAAUGGCCAGUGAGUUGGAUGUGAUUGUGGCCACAGACAGGUCUAGGCAGCCUGAUAGUACUUUGCAGAGGAAGGACAAACAUUAUCUUGCUGUGACUGCUAUGUUUCUCUUAAAUGCAGCAACUGCUUGUUAUUUACAUGGAUAACUACAGCUGACAGACUUGGUCACAGCUUGUAGGAUUGUUAUUGCAGGAGCCAGUUUACCCCUUUGAUAUGUGGGCCAAGAAAACAGAAUGGUUACCUGGACUUGCAGCAAAUGCUGUUUUGGUGGGUUGCAAUUCCGAUGGUGUAGUCAUAUGAUCAAACUGUUCCAGGGCAAUGUUACUUUGUGAUCUCAUCACUUUCAGUCUGACAAAAUGCAUCAGCUACAAUGUGCAUGAUCUUCAGUUGGCCUUUGAAGCCAGUUAUUUAUGCUUGGAGUCUGUGCACAAAGGUAUCUUCCACUUUUUUGUCAGGACUACUUAUAGCCUACCUCUGACCUACCUAUCAUGCAUUCAGCUGCCAAACUUUUUAAAUGUUUUUUAAAAAUAUCAAUUUGUAGACUGAGUUCAGUUAAUUACUCUAAGAAUUGCAAUGUUAUAUUAUUGCAAUGUCAGCAUUUUAUUAUUGGCACUCCAUUUUUGUGGGAUUUGACUAGUUCCUUUUCUCUGUACAGUGUACAUUUUACUGGCCCCUGUAGACACCUGACUGCUACAAUUAAAUUUCAUCAAAAUGAUCAAACCUUUUUACAAUUUAUUGCUGACUGUGACAAUGGAGGUAAACUUUUUAAUCUAAUGCCUGACAAUGGGUAUAACUGACAAGAUUGGCAUUUAUUACCAUGAAUAUGGUGCUAAAAGUAUCUUUUGGUGUAUUCUUCCUGGUGAUGGUGCUUCUAUGAUAUUAGUACAGUAAGGGUCCCAGGCAACAAGGGAAUCCUGGAGGCAGUAAAGAUGCUAGCUUAUGAACAACUGAACCAAUAAACCUUAAUCUCAGCAUGAUCAUCUUCAGUUGAGGAGUUUGAAGGUGCUACAGGAACUUCUUUAACAAUUCCUUGCACAGAAAUGAUCUUCAACCCUUUACAACUUCUAAGCACUAUAAGCAGAGGUAGGCAAUACCUUCAGCCAGCUACUGAUGAUUUUGGAUGCACAUUGUGUGGACCAACAUACUUCAUUCAAGUGCUUUUAUAGGUGAAAGUGUGAAGAAAUUGAUCUUGGCAACUUUCUUUUGCCUGACUUUGCAAAGGAAUAUCUCGUUAAUGCAAAGUCAGCUUUGUAGUGACUUUGUCAGAACUCUUGUCUCUUCUGGUUCACCUAGUGCUGAAGAGCAGUAAGUGUAUUUAAAAAAGCCAACCUGUUAAUAAAUCUGGUAUCUACUGAUGAAAAAUUAGAUCAACAAAAUGGAGCAGAAUUAUCUUGUUUUAAUGCACCCUUCCCUGAACCAAACCCUUAAGGGUUGCUCCGCAGGACACUGGUUCAAACAAAGCUGUCCAGUUUGGGUUAAUUUUUGAUACUGUUGAACAUUUUGGGAGUCAGAGGGCAAAGUGCCCCCAAAAUUAAUAGACACUCUCUACCUCCACAAAACGCAAGCCUGAUCUGAAGACUCUACUUGUUGUGUAUUCAUGAUUUUCAGUCCUGGCUCCAGAAACAAAUCAUUUCCAUAAAUACACUUGUUGACUCAGAUAUCUAAUCAUGUAAUUUUAUUUACUGCUUCUGGUGGUAAGCCUUCAUCUGUCAGUUUCAUAAUUUUUUUAAUUGACUUGAGUAUUAAUAUUAAACAGGUCACUUUCCUCAAUUGUGAGGAAAUGAGCCAGUAUUGAACAUGGAACAUGUCACUGAUAACAUUGUUACAGUCUGCUUAAUGUUCUUGUAUCGAAAAUACAUGCAAAACAUCUUUCAUUCCAAGACUUAAUGAAGCAUGUGUGUUUUAAAUAAACUUUGU